Molecule: messenger RNA, 405 nt
Organism: Lichtheimia ornata
Lineage: Eukaryota; Fungi; Mucoromycota; Mucoromycetes; Mucorales; Lichtheimiaceae
Exons: 2
Coding region: 1-405 (134 amino acids)
Source: RefSeq, a predicted model, not a curated record
AUGAUCGUAGAAACACUAGGCUUCGAUCCAACAGCAGUUGCGUUUUCAAACUAUCGUAGCAGUAUUCUUUUGCAAGAACGGAAUACCUUGUAUCUAUUGGUACAUCGUUCAUCUAAAGUGGAUCUGAACUUUGAUUAUCAAGCAGCAGAAGGCGAAGAACCUGGAGCAAAAGUUUUUGCUACCGCACCUCCAUCCAAGUUUCGUAUCCUAUGGUCCUCCCGGUUGACGCAUUUUGAGAUUGAUGCUUUGGACAUGGAUACGCACAUUUAUCUUGAUCGAUUGCUGCUAUGUUAUGGGGACAAGAUGUACAAGGGAGACUCUCACAUAGCAAGCUUCAGCACCAAUAGUAAUAAAAGGACAAAAGUAGCCUUGUCAGCUACGGUGCUCAUCCGUACAGUACGAUAA